Messenger RNA from Physella acuta, 2528 nucleotides. Its product is annotated as potassium voltage-gated channel subfamily A member 1. The record is from RefSeq and is a predicted model, not a curated record. Gene Ontology annotation, cellular component: voltage-gated potassium channel complex; membrane. Gene Ontology annotation, biological process: protein homooligomerization; potassium ion transmembrane transport; action potential. Gene Ontology annotation, molecular function: voltage-gated potassium channel activity. Lineage: Eukaryota; Metazoa; Mollusca; Gastropoda; Physidae.
AUUACCGCAGUUCGAAUGCUGAAACUUUAAAUGUUUGAAUGCUGAAACUUUAAAUGUUCGAAAGCUGAAGCAUACGACUUUACCAUGGAGACCAACACCGACGUUAUCAAGCUGAACAUCGGCGGUGCGAAAUUCGAAAUCUCGCACGUCACAUUUUCAAAAUUCGAAACUCAAAUUCAGUCUCGGUCGGUACUGCGUGCUGACAAACAAACCGGAUGUUCCGAAUAUUUCAUAGAGAGACAUGCGCAGAGCUUCGGGGCCAUCUUGGAUUUCUACCAAACGGGAGAGCUCCACUUGCCGACCGACGUCUGCCCGUCCAUCUUCAAGAGAGAGCUGGAGGCCUGGGAAGUCGACUGGACACAAAUGUCCACCUGUUGUCUCAGGCGAUUUGUCGGCUUUCAUGAAAACGAGGCAACUCUGCUUGACUUUGAUCGAAAAUUCCAUGAGAGUGGUCUCCCUCAAACAGCGUACCCGUCGUCAUGGGAGAAGAUACGCAUGCGCGGCUGGGCCCUUCUGGAUAAUCCCAAAUCUUCCAACUGGGCCAUGAUUUUCCUAGCUGUGGCGACCAUCUUCGUGCUACUGUCGACCUUUGUGCUAAUCGCUUCCACUGACACCGCCUUCACGCGGUCCCUCACCAAAGAGGAGUGGGAGGAGUUCCUCAGUGAAGAUGAGUACACACGUUGCGUCGAGCCCUUGGAAAAUUCCACAACAGGUGAUGAUGCACCUUCGUUUGUACGUAAACGUUCAGCAGACGAAUUGCCAUCGCAUGGAGAUCACGUGAUUGGGACCAAUGGCGCUGAAGAUGAGAAAAUCGUGAAUGUCGUUUUAGAGUUAGUUAAAAGUGGUAACGCUGAGUCUAGAGCAAGCGAAACUACAACUAGUGACACCAGACAGGUUUCAGAGGGUGGGACUGUUAGAUGGGGGGCUACUCAUACCAGUGGCUACCUCCAUACCAACACCAGUGGCUACCUACAUACCAACACCAGUGGCUACCUCCAUACCAACACCAGUGGCUACAUCCACGAAGAUAAUGGGUAUCAACAUAAGAAGAACAGAUUUUAUCCACACUACAAUACCAGUGGAUAUCACUACAACAACAAUACCGGCCACCCACACACCAACACAGCUUUAUACCCACACACAAACUCAAGUGACUACCCACACGCCAACAAAAAUGUCUACCAUCACACCAACAGCAGUAAAUCUUUCUACACCAAAUCACCCAAUAGUUUUAUCAAUAACAACUCUCCACAAUCGACAGAAAGCGAAUCAUCUGAACCUACAUCAACUACAGCACAAAUCGGAGAAGAUCAAACUAUAGACUCGACUGAUCUUUCACACAGCACUGAGAACAUGGGGGUAAAAGACAUAUACCAAGACGCAGCUACUAACGAGUCUAGAUCCAACAAUGUCCACAAAAUGAUCCACCAACUCAACGAGGAACUGACACACCAAAAUCUCCAUCAACAUCGACAAAAGCGAGACAUCAUCAUCACCAACGACAACACCAACACGACCACCAGCAUCAACGCAACAACUUUCUACUCACUACUCCAGCGUGUGUCGAACUAUUUUCAAAACAUGCUCACUCACCAAAGCACGAGCACAAGUGAUUGGUGCGCGGGUGUCCGACCAACAACAGCUGAUGCGCCUGUUGAUUGGUUGCAGUACAUUGAUAGCGUAUGCAUGUGCUACUUCACGCUAGAACUAAUCGCGCGGUUUAUUUUCGCGCCAUCACGAUUACGAUUUCUGGGAUCGGUAUCGACCUGGAUCGAUUUGUUUACCGUGACGACGAUGUAUUUAGUUUUGAUUUUAGGGAGAAUCGAUCCCCGUUCUAAAUACACGCCCUCCUACAUUGAGAUCCUCAACAGCCUCCAGCUGUUCCGCGUGCUGCGCCUGAUUCGACUUGUGAAGAACGUCACCGGUUUCCGCGUGUUGGUCUACUCCGUCAGAUCCUCGUGGCGAGAGUUAUGCCUCCUGUUUUUGUAUCUAUUAAUAGCCGUCACCAUUUUCGCCACUUCCUCUUAUUUUUUCGAGCGGGAUAACAUGAAAUCUAUCCCGGACGCGGGCUGGUGGGCCAUCAUCACCAUGACAACCGUCGGCUACGGUGACGUUGUGCCGAAAACAGGGCCAGGGAAGAUAAUCGGGAGUAUGUGCGCGAUGAGUGGGGUUCUUUUGAUAGCAGUUACCGUUCCUGUUUUUGUCAAUAACUUUCUGUUGUUUUACGAGAGCACGAAGUUAAUGGAUGUCGCAUCACAUAAAAACAAAGUGAACGAUAAGAUUGCAGAAGAUAACGACGAUAAAAAAUCGAAGAGCAUCAAAUCCAACCGCAUAUCUGCAUGCUAAUUCAAGCAGAGCUUACAUAAACCAAAAUAUGUAUUGUUAAAAACAAAAGAACCAAACAAAUAUUUCGCGCGAAUAAGUAUGUAUUAUUCAGCUGAAUGUUAAACCAAAUAUUACUGUUUAAAAUUUUAUAAAUUUUUAUACGAAAUUCUUUAUUGUGAUAUUUUAAUUUAAAAAACUUUUUA